Bradysia coprophila is the source of this 1529-nucleotide messenger RNA. It is a transcript of the gene Argl, whose product is annotated as Argininosuccinate lyase. The record is from RefSeq and is a predicted model, not a curated record. Gene Ontology annotation, molecular function: argininosuccinate lyase activity. Gene Ontology annotation, cellular component: cytosol. Lineage: Eukaryota; Metazoa; Arthropoda; Insecta; Diptera; Sciaridae.
UUUACUUAAAUACUUUUAUUAUUUAGUCGAUUACCAUACGUUGCGGUCUAUAAGUCGUAAAACAUUGAAAGUAUGUCGAACGAAAGAAAGAAAUUGUGGGGUGGUCGCUUCAAGGACUGUAAAAAUGAUCCUUUGAUGGAUUCGUUCAGUGAAUCGAUAAGUUUCGAUCAACGACUCUAUGAGGCUGAUAUUAUCGCCUCCGAAGCGUACUGUAAAGCUAUUUGUAAAAUUGGUAUUAUCACAGAAUCCGAAUGUGCGCAAAUCAUUGACGGACUGGAAACAAUUUUGACGGAAUGGAAGAGCAAAACUUUUGUUGUGAAGCCUUACGACGAGGAUAUCCAUUCGGCAAACGAGCGUCGUCUAGGCGAAUUAAUCGGAACGAUUUCGGGUAAAUUGCACACAGGACGUAGUCGAAAUGACCAAGUGGCUACGGACAUGCGACUUUGGCUUCGAAUUGAAGCCACUGCAAUUUUAAAUCAUUUAACCGAAUUGAUUGCCGUUGUUGUUCGUCGGGCUGAAAGUGAAGUGGACGUUAUUAUGCCCGGAUACACACAUUUGCAAAAAGCUCAGCCUAUCCGAUGGUCUCACUUUCUACUGUCCAAUGCAUGGUUAUGGUGUAAAGACGUCGAACGUUUGAAACAAUUAAUUGAAAGGAUUAAUGUAUUGCCACUUGGAUGUGGUGCCAUAGCUGGACAUGCAUUCAACAUAGAUCGAGUGUUUUUAGCGGAGGAAUUGGGAUUCCAUGGGAUGGCUAUUAAUUCAAUGACUGCUGUUGGUGAUCGUGAUUUUGUAGCUGAAUUUCUAUUCUGGGCCAGUCUGACCAUGCUACACAUUUCUCGUAUCGCUGAAGAUUUGAUCAUUUACUCGAGUGCCGAAUUCGGUUUUGUUUCGGUGAGCGACUCGUACUCUACUGGAUCGAGUUUGAUGCCUCAAAAGAAAAAUCCGGAUAGUCUGGAGCUGUUACGUGGAAAAUGUGGCAGAGUUUUCGGAAGAAUGACAGGAUUUAUGAUGACAUACAAAGGACUUCCCAGUUCAUACAACAGAGAUCUUCAGGAAGACAAGGAACCCUUGUUCGAUGCAGUCGACACAUUAUCCACAUCUCUCCAGAUAUUGGCUGGUGUACUUGGAACUUUGAUGAUCUUCCCAGACAAAAUGCGUCAAAGUCUAAGCACAGAUAUGUUGACCACCGAUCUUGCCGAUUAUUUGGUUCGAAAAGACAUUCCAUUUCGUGAAGCUCAUUUCGUCUGUGGACUGGUAGUUAAAUUGGCUGCGGAAAAAGGGCUAGGACUGCAUGAGUUAUCGAUCAAUGAUUUACAAACAUUGCAUCCAUCAUUCGGAAGUGAUGUGGUAGACGUUUGGAACUAUGAAAAAAGCAUUGAGCUGCGUAGUGCUGUAGGCGGUACGAGUGAAUCGUCGGUAAACUUUCAAAUUGGUCAAAUGAAAAUGUGGCUAGCCCGGCUAGUUGCAGAUAAAUCUUUGUAGGCUAUUUUGUUGGGAAAUAGAGAGAUACAUUGUUGAUGUUAAACUGC